GCUGCUGCCAGAGGCCGAGUAUGGAGCGGGACAAGCGGCUGGCCAGCACCAGCCUCGGCCAGGGGGGCAAGGGGCAGCGCUUCAGCCUGCAGCUGGUGGGCUCGCUGCCCGUUCACCAGCUCACCACCAUGCCCAUGCUGCCCUGGGUGGUGGCGGAGGUGAGGAGGAGGAGUGCCCGGGGGACAGGGAGCCGCAGGGUCCGCUUGCAGGUCAGUCAGGGCUGGCUGCGGUGUGUGGCGGCGAGCGGGGGCAGCCCGGUGUUCCAGCAGCGAGCCCAGCACAUCCACAAGCUGCUGCACAACAGCAGCGAACCCAACUACUUCGCCUAUGUGUCCAGGAGCCAGGCUGGCCCAGAGCCGCAGCACAGUCUCUGUUUCGUAUUCCGAGCUUCUGAUCAUACUCUGGUUCCUGAGAUCAUCAAUACUAUCCGUCAGGCUGGCAAGAUUGUACGGCAGGAAGAGACACAGAUCCGUGCACACGACGACGAUUCCUUUGCUCAGAAAUACGAGGUUCUGUUUGUCGGGAAGGUGACGGUGGCACACAAGAAAGCUCCUCCAGCUCUAAUCGAUGAAUGUAUCGAGAAGUUUGAUCACGUUAGGAAACACAACACCGAGGGCAGUAAGGAAGGAGUGGAGCAGGAGCGGACUGAAAGACCACGAGCAGAGAAUUCACGCUUCUUUCCUUCCAGACUUCCAACACCCUUAGUGCAAAAGAGGAACAAAUCUGCUCCUAAACUGGCCAUUCAAGAUGAACGUUCAGUCACACAGACCCAGAGUAGUUUAGAGAAAAGUGGCUCACUUGACUUGAACAGCAGUUCAAACUGCGAUGGAGCACAAAGUGGUGGCUUACUCGAAGCCCGGAAGCGUGCUGUCAGUGCACCGAAUAUUGUGCAACCAACCAACAUGAAGGCAAAUAGGACCAUGCUGUUCACGAUUGGCCAAUCAGAGGUAUACCUCAUAAGUCCUGACACGAAGAAGGUGACGAUUGAGAAAAAUUUCAAAGAAAUCUCCUUCUGCUCUCAGGGAAUUAAGUAUGUGGAUCACUUUGGCUUCAUCUGCAGGGAGAGUCCAGACUCUGGAAGCUGCCAUUUUGUCUGCUAUGUAUUUCAAUGUACAAAUGAGGCCUUGGUCGAUGAAAUUAUGUUGACAUUGAAGCAAGCAUUCACUGCAGCUGCUGUCCAUCAAAACAUGAAGAUCCAAGCUCAGCUGUGUGAGGGAUGUCCAAUGACAUGCCUUCACAGAUUGUGUGAAAAGAUAGAGGGCCUACCCCCCUCAAAAGCCAAGGUGGAAAUUCAGAAACAUUUAUCAACAUUUAACAACAAAGACCAAGGAUCCAUCUUUGAGGGAGUUCAGAAAAUGAAGCCAAAAAAUGAAUUGGAAGAAAAUGAGCUGGUUCUAUCAAUGCUGCGACAGCUUUAUGAAGGGAAACAGAAGCUGCACAUCCACACUGGAGAUGCUAAGCAGACCUCACAAAGCUGCUCGCAGCCUUCAAAUAUGAAUGGACAGCAGUCUCUCUCUGGCCGCUUCCGACUAGACCACCUCAAGACCAAGGCUAAAAAAUCAUUGGCUGAAUCUCUGGAGAAUAUUUUAUCAAUGGGAGGGUCUAGACACAAGAGCCAAACAAUCACUGAAAGUACAGUGUCAGAAAAAACAGCUUUAAGCCUUUCAAGCUCCAACCUGUCCAAGAGUACUUAUUUGGAUGAAAGUGAUGACCAGGCAUGUCCCAUUAGUCCUGUGAAGUCUCAUGGUUCCACGGGAGAUUUGUUGCAAGACCUAGAUAACAGAACUGAAUCAGCUGAGCCAGUAUUUAGACGGCGGGCCCAUACCUUCAGUUACAUGCCUUCCAGCGUUGAACAGCCGAAACAGAUGCUGGAUGAGACCCCGAUCUUUCCCAAGCCGAAACUGAUGAGAUAUCACUCAGUGAGCACAGACACACCACACAAACAAAAUGACUAUGAAUCCAGUCCGAGCCCAUGCAGAGGGAGUAAUGGCCAUGGGAAUCUGAUGCGCAGCCGUCGGCAAUCCUGGCGACAGCAGAUUUUCCUUCGUGUAGCUUCACCACAGAAGGGAUGUGAAUCCCCAUGCCGACAUGAAGACCAUUCAGAUGCUGGAGAGGCUACCACAAGGACAUCUUUGGCAGCGACAUGUAAUGAUAGUUACCUAGGAGCAGUUGCAGAGGAAAGGAAACGCACAUCAAGGGAACUGCGAGAUUUAUGGAGAAAGGCCAUUCUUCAACAGAUACUUCUUCUGAGAAUGGAAAAAGAAAACCAGAAACUACAAGCAUCAGAAAGUGACCUGCAGAACAAGCGCCUGAAGCUGGAUUAUGAGGAAAUCACUUUAUGCCUGAAAGAAGUGACUCUGGUUUGGGAGAAGAUGCUCAAUGUGCCGACAAGGCCAACAGUUAAAUUUGACAUGGAGACUAUUCAUGUAGCCAUGGGUCAAGGUGUACCCCGGCAACACCGAGGUGAAAUAUGGAAACUUCUAGCUGAACAACACCAGCUGAGAUAUCGUUUACCUAUAAAACAACAACCAAAGGAUACUCCAUAUGAAGAACUGUUAAAGCAGUUAACAUCUCACCAGCAUGCAAUACUUAUUGAUCUUGGUCGUACUUUUCCAACACACCCUUAUUUUGCUACUCCAUUGGGUGCUGGCCAACUCUCUUUAUAUAAUCUCUUGAAAGCCUACUCUCUGCUGGAUCAGGAAGUGGGCUAUUGCCAGGGCCUUAGUUUUGUAGCAGGAAUCUUGCUACUGCACAUGAGUGAAGAAGAUGCUUUUCAUAUGCUGAAGUUUCUCAUGUAUGAUAUGGGCUUGAGGAAGCAAUAUCGACCAGACAUGAUUAUUCUACAGAUACAGAUGUACCAACUUUCGCGACUCCUCCAUGACUAUCACCGCGAUCUCUACUGUCACUUUGAGGAGAAUGAAAUUAGUCCUAGUCUUUAUGCUGCCCCGUGGUUUCUCACCGUGUUUGCCUCUCAGUUUCCUUUGGGUUUUGUGGCCAGAGUAUUUGAUAUGAUUUUCCUUCAAGGGUCAGAGGUCAUCUUUAAGGUAGCCCUAAGUUUACUGGGAAGCCACAAGCCACUAAUUCUACAACAUGAAAGUCUGGAAUCAAUAGUUGACUUUAUAAAGUGCACUCUUCCCAACCUUGGACUAGUGCAGAUGGAAAAAACAAUUAAUCAGGUGUUUGAGAUGGACCUUUCCAAACAGCUGCAAGCCUAUGAGGUUGAAUACCAUGUUCUUCAAGAUGAGCUAAUAGAUUCUUCAGCUGCCAUGAGUGACAACGAACGAUUAGAAAAAUUGGAAAAAAAUAACAACUGCUUGCGCAAGCAAAACAGUGAUCUAGUGGAAGAACUUGAGGUCGCUCAUAGCAAAAUUGAGAGCCUGGAAGCUACAGUGAAGACCUUGUUGUCCAAUGAAGGAAGGUUAAAGCAAGUCAUUUGUACCUUAGAGCUGGAAAGAGCGGCGCUUCUGGCUGCAGUUGAAGAAUUUCAAAAGCAGGUUCCCAGCACUGAACCUGCUGAUAACAGAACACUGUCUGAAGCACAAGAAAAUGAUUGAUUGUAAAAUCUGAUGCACUUUACGUAAGAGAAAACAGAUUUUUUUUAAAUGAAUUCGGUAAGCCAGUGGGAUUUUCUGGUUCCUUCACAACAAGAAAGAUCCAUAUUUGGAUCUAUUCAAAGGCACAAGUGUCCAGCAACACAGUGACAAUAUGAAUCACUGGAUCAUCCCCUUCUGUUUAAAGACCGAUCAUCAAGAGAGAUUCCUUUCUCUGAGAAUUGUGUGAAUUUAUUGAUACCUAAUGGUUGCACCCUGUUUUUUUUUCCACAAUGUAACCAAUAGAUUUGGAUACAGUGUUUGCAGUGUUUGUCAUGGUAUCUUGUAUACAGAUACAGUUUAGAGUGACUUCUAUACUUGCAGUAAAUUGUUAAUGUUGAAAGGUUUUGACCUGGAGCUUUACUUCCGGGAUGGUUGCUCCAUUUCAGGUGGUUUAAAAAAAACCUAUUCUAAACUUCCUUUGGCCAUAAAUUGGGCAUUUUGCUUUACUUUCCAUAAUUCACCUUAUAUAAGUAGUGUUUUUGUUUGUAGGCAAAGCAGGAUUUCAUUUUUACAAUUCUUACAAAAGCAUUUUUACACUUUGGUUAUCUCUUUAGGUUGAUUCCAUCUGAUAUAAACCAUUUGGGAAAUAACAAAACAUGUUGACCUAACCUGUUGCAGCUCAGUAAAUCUUGAACAAUCCAAUCACUGAGCAGUGACAAAAGAACACUGGAGCCAGGAGCGAUCAGACUUCUACUCUUUGACAAAUAUUGCUUUGUGAAAAUAUUAGGAGGAGGAUAGAAGAGGGAGAGACCGGGUCUUUGAAUCGGUAUUAUGUGGACCUGUUUCUGGGGCCAUUAACAUAUUAAUGUAUAUUAAUGUCCCCAACAGUUCUAUUUCAGUAUUAUUUUUUCAAUAAACACUGCAAUUUAUUAAUUUUCUGUACUCUCUGCUACCCCAUGAGUCUGGGGUCAAUGAGCAUCUGUGCUUUGACAGUUGUAUAUUCCAUGUUACAGCUGCUGACUUUACUUUAAAUCUAUGUAUCACACAGGCAAGAGUUGCACCAUGUAUUUUUUUAAAGAAUCCAGUCAAAAAGGAUUGUUAGGAUCACGUUGCUUUGGUUUCUCAUCUCUCUCACUCUCACUCUCUCUCUCUCUCUCUCUCUCUCUCUCUCUCUCUCUCGCUUGCUCGCUCUCAUUCUCUGUCUCGCUUGCUUGCGCUCGAUCUCUCCCUCGCUCGAUCUCUCCCUCGCUCGAUCUCUCCCUCGCUCGAUCUCUCCCUCGCUCGAUCUCUCGUUCUCUCGCCGUUCCCAAAUUGAAGUGGUGACAUUGAACAGAAAAACAAAGGAAGAAUAAAUUACAUGAAUCAUUCAAACAAAAACAGCUGGUGGCAUUUAUGUUGUUCCACCCAUACCUUUGAGCACCUCUGCACUCAACAAUUACAAACCACUCUGGUUCCAGAUACAGUGGUAUGAGUGGUGAAGCGUUGAAUUACACAGACAUUAGCUGAUUUUUAUGUUUCAGUUUAAAAAUAUUAUUUCAUUUUGUGAACAAAAUUAAUACUAGAUUAAAAAAUAAAUUCAAAUAGUCUCCAGGAAGUUAUAAAUGACAAUACAAAUAGAAGUAUACGGACAAAUAGAAAUUGCAAUCCAAAUUAACUGGCAUUUUUAUAAUACUUGCAUACUACAGUUGAUAAUAUUUGAUACUAUGGAAGGUGGUUUCUAGACAAUCUUUUGUCAUUGUCAGUAUGUUACCAUUACAUGAAUAGAAAGUGCCCAAGAAAGGGGCAAAAUGUUAACCAUGAUUGUGUAACAAUUAUAGUUAUUGAUGACUUUCAUCGUGCUGCUGACCAGGCUUGCAUUAGUGUUUACAUUUGGUGAAAUUCUAGUAUUGAAAGCAAAACACCAAAGGUGACUUUUUUUUAAAAUGAAAUACCUGCAUAAUGGAAAAUUCAUUCAACAGUGUAGUACAUCGGUAUAUUGAUGCAAUUGAUUGUGCUUGACAAUUGAUUGAGUAUUGAGUGUGAACCUCUGACAACCAGUGAAUAUGAAGAGAAUGAAAAAGCUGAAGGUUUGUUCAAUAGACUUGGAAAUCCAAUUAAACAACACUGUAACCACAAGCUGACUUCUAUUUUAAAAAUUGAAAAUCAGCAUUUCAAUACAUUACUGUUUUAUUCUCUGUUUAAGCCAAAUUACUUGUAAGUUUAGAAACAAUUAAAGCAAUAUUUGGUAGGGUAAUUUGCAUUAAACAGAACUGGUCUCUAACAGGUUCAAUAGAUUUGAUUCCUGUCCUGCUUUCAUUCUCUUUCAUCCUUCACUAAGGCACUCCAGAGUUAACUGCUGAAAGGACAAGUGACUUUUCUUUGUCUGUUGAUCAUUUGGAUUAUUCACAAACCAAAUAGAAGAAUGAUGUCAAAAUAAACCAACUAAUUAGAUAAAUUGAACUGGUACAAAUGCCAGCUGCAUAGAUUUUUCAAUGAAGUCUAUGUUGGAGGAGACACAUGACAUCAUAAUUGGACUGAUAGCCCAAAGGCAAUAAAAGUUCUUGCUAUCCUUACCUGAAGGAACUCCUUAAAAGCAAUGGCAGUGUAGGUAUUGAGCAUCAUUCCAAUGUUGAGAUUCCAAUGUAUUUGAAUACCAGCGUAAUUCUUUGUGCUUUACAUGUUCAUGUGCCUUCUUUGUAUGAUUCUGAUUCCUCAGUUGUAAAAUUGCAUAAUAUGAGUGAGAGAAGCUCAAUGGCACCCGGAAAUGGUGUGCAUUAAACAGAUUGCCAUAAAGCUGUGAUUUUUUUUUUGUUACCCAUUCAAUGGGUUUCUUUGCUGAAACACAACAGUUCGCAGUAGGUCUCAGUCAGAUUUCUUUAUAACUAGCCAUGUGCCAUAAAUUAGUCAAAGACUGUCACUGUUUAGUGUCUAUAAGCAAAUAAACCACCAGCAUUAGUGUGAAUUUAAAAUGUAACUUAACAGUACCUGCUGGUCUACGAAUAAAGUUCGAUUUGGAUCUGGUUUAUAUUGAUUGAUAACAGGUCAAAUAAUGCUACUGUGAAAUUCAAGAUGGCUGGUAUUUGCAUCUCUGUUGGGUCUGCAGUGUUGUGUUUAACUUUAGUGUAAUUCACUGUUGAGAAUAGUCAUACAUUUCUAUACUGUUACAGAUCCAGGAAGAGAACUUGACAAGAAUGUUUACACUGCCGUCUCAAAUUUGACAACAUUUGCUCAUUUUUCUUUGUAAUAUGCUAUGUGGGCUUCAGUAUUUAAAAGUGGAAUAUUGCUGCUGAUUUUUUAGUAGUAAUUAUAAAUGUUGCAUCUGUGAUACAUGGCAAAGAUGUCCCUGUGCCUAACUUCAGAAAUUCUAUGGGGUAGGGAAAGAGGGGAAGAGAUGGAUGCACCAAAGGAAUUGGGCAUGUGCAGAACUAUAAUAAAACACCAUCCCUGUUUUUAGGUUUGAAUUUUUAAUUAAUAAACUGUUUUGAAUCACUGUAA
Molecule: messenger RNA, 7007 nt
Organism: Hemiscyllium ocellatum (epaulette shark)
Lineage: Eukaryota; Metazoa; Chordata; Chondrichthyes; Orectolobiformes; Hemiscylliidae
Gene: tbc1d1
Product: TBC1 (tre-2/USP6, BUB2, cdc16) domain family, member 1
Exons: 19
Coding region: 21-3554 (1177 amino acids)
Source: RefSeq, a predicted model, not a curated record